This is a messenger RNA of Myiozetetes cayanensis, 7834 nucleotides long. It is a transcript of the gene PCNX2, whose product is annotated as pecanex 2. Lineage: Eukaryota; Metazoa; Chordata; Aves; Passeriformes; Tyrannidae. The transcript has 34 exons. The coding region runs from base 16 to 6360 and encodes 2114 amino acids. The record is from RefSeq and is a predicted model, not a curated record. Gene Ontology annotation, cellular component: membrane.
CGGCGGGGGGCGGCCAUGGUGUCGCCGGCGGCGCGGCUGGUGGGGCAGGGCGUGUGGGCGGCGCUGACCGGGGGCUGGUACCACGACCCGGAGCAGGGCGCCUUCACCAACAGCUGCCACCUCUAUCUGUGGCUGUUCCUGCUGACGCUGCCCAUGGCCCUGCACCUGGCUUUUCCAGCAAAUGCAGUUACAGUUUUUGUGUACUGCAGCUUGGUGACAGUGUUCUUCACGGUAAUAAAGGUGAUCAGCUACCGUUUGCACCUUAUGUUUGAUAAAGGCGAAGUAAUUCAACAAAAGCUCUCAAGACAAAAUGGAAGGCAAUGUAAAGAGGUUCAAAAAGGAGAAGCAGUUCAGUCCUCUAAUUGUAGCAAUAACACAGGGGAUAAUGUCGUCGUUGAGACCAGCCAAAAUGAUUCUACCCAAACAAUUCACGACAGUUCAAGGGUACAGGCUCUGCACUCGCAGAACUCAUCUGGAGCAAUGGAGCUGCCAACACGGGAAACUAUUGAAGAUCUUAGAGGUGUUAUGGUAUUAGAGGACCAGGCUGCACCACCAGUUUCGUCUACCUCACCCUGUAACAAAGCAGAUAUAUUACCUGUUUAUACAACCUCCACUUCAGGUGCCACCACAUCAGCAAUAGUGACAAAACCAGCUGCUAUGGAAACACUUUCUGGUAAUGAAAUAAAUGAAAAAGGAGUGAACGAACAGCAUGGAUCCCAAGAUAUUCUUGUGGACAGAGAUGUAGCUAAAAACUUCUCCAAUAUUUCUUCAUCACAAGGUGAUAUUUUAAGGACUGGAGUUUCUUCAGAGCCAUGGGACAGUGAAAAUUCAGUUAUUUCAGACCAUUUGAGUAAUCCUAAAAGCUACAAAAGAGAGAAAUUGCCAGAUGGAUCACCACAGACAGGCUUUACCAGUAACUGCCCACAGUGCAAUGCGACCAAAGAUCACGAGCACGUGGAAGGUUCUUGCAAUGCCAGUAAUACCAAUGAGGACCUUGAUUGCUCAGACAGCGAGACUGCUGUUGCAGUUGUGGACAACUCACUUCCUGGAGACCAGCUAUGUGAGCCCAUUAAAAUUGUUAUCACAAUGAGUACUACACCAAACACCACCCUCAGCGACCUACCGGGAUCUGUCCACUUAAAGGAUCUGGAAACUGAGAGAACAAGCUCAGCCCUUGACUCUGAUGUAGUUAGAGCAGGUUGGCCAAGUCAGCAAACUAGUGAUCAGCUCAGAAUCCCUGUUAUCACUUUUGACCUGUCUGAUGACAGCAAAGGUAAGACUUGUCCAGAACUUAGUGAAAGCGAAAGAACUCCAGAAAUGUUAAGGGCAGAGCUGUCAUCCAACCAGUGCUCUGGCUAUGAAUCGGGUGAUGCAGUAAAGGAGCACAGCAACCCAGCAAAUACUCCUUUAGAAACUAACACUUGUUCAGAGCCAAAUCAGGAAAAUGCUUCGGAAAAUGUCCAGACUGUAGAUUUAACUUCUAAGGAAGACCUGCACAACCUAGACCCGCAGUCCUGUAGAACUGCUCAUGAAAAGAGGCACAUGCGGGUGUUGAGUGUAGACAGUGGGACAGAUGUGCUUUUAAGUAAGAACUUUGUGGAGGUAUCUGACAAGGAAAAGACCUUACCAACUUCUAAAUCAGAUCUAGAAGCUAAAGAAGGACAGAUGCCCAAUGAAUCUAACUUUCUAGAAUUUGUCUCCCUCUUGGAAUCCAUUAAUACCUCAAAGAUGAAGACAUCUAAUCAAUCCAGUGUCAAAACGGAGACAACAAAGGAAAAUGGGUUUGUUGGAGAUAGCCAGAUGACGGAAAGAAAAGAAGAAAUGGUGGGAACAGAAAAGCACUGUGAGCAGCUUCCUAAACAGGAAAGAUCAGAUGUGCAAAGCCAAGAUCAUGCUAGUACUAGUCCGGUGCUACCAGAGUCUGCCAAAUUUGCAGCACUUUACCAGGGCAGCAGGCAAAGACAGAUAAUCUACCGGGUAACUUCUCAGCAAGACAGUUCUGUCUUGCAAGUAAUAAGUGGACCUGAGGCAUCUGUGCAAGAUGAGCUCUCCGUGGAUGCAAUGCACGUGUUCAUAGAUGAAAAUGGGGAAAUUAGAUCCUGCUAUUUAAAAGCUGGCUGUCAGAAGGAAGGAAAUUUUAGACAUCAGCUAUCAAAUUGUGAUUGUAUGUCAAAUGCUCAUGAAAUACAGUUCAGCUCCUCUAGUACUACCACUUCAGAGAGCCAAGAGCCAUCUUCUGGGGAUCAAGCAGCGAGUGCACUUCAGCAACAGCUCCUACUGAUGGUGGCACGAAGGACCCUUUCAGAAAGCCCACGGCAAGCCAACCAGGACCCUGAGGAUUCUUCAUGUUCUUCAGCACAACGAAAACUGAACAGGCAGUUUUACAGAUUUGUUAUAUUUCCUGGCAAAUGGAUUAAAGUCUGGUAUGAUCGACUUACCUUGUUGGCAUUGUUGGACAGGACAGAAGAUAUAAAGGAGAAUGUAUUUGCUGUACUUCUAGUAGUUCUUGUUUCGCUUCUUGGAUUCCUGACUCUGAAUCAAGGCUUCUGUAAAGACAUUUGGGUUCUGUUAUUCUGUCUUGUGAUGGCCAGUUGCCAGUAUUCUCUCCUAAAGAGUGUUCAGCCUGAUCCAGCUUCACCAAUACAUGGACACAAUAAAAUCAUAAUCUACAGCAGACCUGUAUAUUUUUGUAUACUGUGUGGCCUUAUUUUGCUGCUAGAUGCUGGAUCUAAAGACACAAAUCCUUCUGUUUAUACAAUGUAUGGCUUGAAGCUCUUUUCGCCCAGAUCUCUCCAGUCAGCCAGAGACCACGUAAUAGUGUUCUUAUAUUGCUUUCCUGCAAUUUCUCUCCUUGGACUUUUCCCUCAAAUCAACACUUUCUGCAUAUAUCUUUUGGAACAAAUAGAUAUGUUGCUUUUUGGUGGUUCUGCUGCCGCUGGGUUUGUAUCUGCGCUAUACAGCAUUUCCCGAAGCUUUGUCGUUCUGAUUGUCCUAUAUGCUUUCUGCUUCAGUGCAGUAAAGGAACCCUGGGAUGCACAACACAUUCCAGCACUGUUCUCUGCUUUCUGUGGUCUUCUAGUUGCACUUUCUUAUCACCUCAGCAGACAAAGCAGUGACCCAUCUGUACUGAUGUCCCUUAUUCAAUGCAAAUACGUCCCUCACUACCUACGCCAACGAUUUGAAGAUUCAUCAGCAGAUCCGCUCCCAGAAAAAAUGAGAGAAUCGGUGAAAGAAAUCUUGAAAUCGGAUCUCAUUGUUUGCACAGCAGCUGCUGUUCUGUCAUUUGCUGUCAGUGCCAGUACUGUGUUUCUAUCAUUAAGGCCGUUUCUCAGCAUUGUCCUGUUUGCUUUAGCAUGGACUGUGGGAUUUGUAACACAUUACCUACUUCCUCAGCUUCGCAAGCAUCACCCCUGGCUGUGGAUCUCCCAUCCCAUACUUAAAAGCAAAGAACACCAGCAGCGGGAAGUGAGAGAUGCUGCUCAUCUGAUGUGGUUUGAAAGGCUCUAUGUGUGGCUACAGUGCUUUGAGAAAUACAUUUUAUAUCCAGCUAUAAUACUGAAUGCACUCACGAUUGAUGCUUUCUCAAUUAGUAAAUACAAGAAGCUUGGUACACACUGUGACAUUAUCCUGAUAACAGUUGCUGGGAUGAAACUCCUCCGCUCCUCCUUCUGUAAUCCUAUUAAUCAAUUUGUUACUUUGAGCUUUACUGUAAUCUUCUUCCGAUUUGACUACAGAGACAUUUCAGAAAAUUUCUUGCUGGAUUUCUUCAUGAUGUCCAUUGUGUUUCAUAAGCUGUGGGACCUACUGCAGAAGUUGCAGUUCAUCAUGACAUACAUUGCUCCCUGGCAGAUUGCCUGGGGAUCAUCGUUCCAUGUUUUUGCUCAGCUAUUUGCAAUACCUCACUCUGCUAUGCUUUUUUUUCAAACUCUGGCCACUUCAGUCUUUUCUACACCACUGAGUCCAUUUCUGGGAAGUGUCAUCUUUAUUGCAUCGUAUGCAAGACCAAUCAAGUUCUGGGAGAAAAAUUACAACACCAAAAGAUCGGACCAUUCCAACACCAGACUGGCAAUUCAGAUCGAAAAGGAUGCAGGAAAUGAUGACAAUAAUCUCAACUCCAUUUUUUAUGAGCAUUUGACAAGAUCUCUGCAGGAGUCUCUUUGUGGAGAUUUGAUUCUGGGCCGCUGGGGAAACUACAACACAGGGGACUGUUUUAUCCUGGCAUCAGAUUAUUUAAAUGCCUUUGUGCACUUGAUCGAAAUUGGAAAUGGCCUUGUCACCUUUCAGCUCAGAGGGCUCGAAUUUCGAGGGACAUAUUGCCAGCAGAGAGAAGUGGAAGCUAUAACAGAAGGGGAUGAAGACAACGAAGGCUGCUGCUGUUGUAAGCCUGGCCACUUGCCUCACUUGUUAUCAUGCAAUGCAGCCUUUAACCUCCGAUGGCUGACGUGGGAAAUAACACGAACCCAGUACAUCCUGGAAGGAUACAGCAUCAUUGAUAACAACGCUGCAACAAUGCUGCAAGUGUUCGAUCUGCGGAGAAUACUUAUCAGAUACUAUAUCAAGAGUAUAAUAUACUUUACAGCAAGUUCUCCCAAAAUCCUUGACUGGAUAAAAGACGAAUCCAUCCAAAAGAUACUGCAGCCUUAUGCGAAGUGGCAUUAUAUUGAACGUGACCUUGCAAUGUUUAACGUUAACAUAGAUGAAGAUUAUGUUCCGUGCCUCCAAGGAAUAACGAGAGCUAGUUUCUGCAGUGUUUAUCUGGACUGGAUUCAGUUCUGUGCUAGAAAAAGAGAAGAGCACCUGGACAGCGAUGAAGAUUCUCCUCUAGUGACGCUUUCCUUUGCCUUGUGUAUAUUGGGUCGAAGAGCUUUGGGAACUGCAUCUCACAAUAUGGCCAUCAGCUUGGACUCUUUUCUUUAUGGGCUUCAUGCACUGUUCAAAGGAGACUUUCGGAUAGCAGCAAAGGAUGAAUGGGUCUUUGCAGACAUGGAUCUCUUGCAUAAGGUUGUUGCCCCAGCAAUCCGAAUGUCGCUGAAGCUACACCAGGACCAGUUCACCUGCCCAGAUGAGUACGAGGACCCAGCAGUUUUGUAUGAAGCAAUCCAGUCCUUUGAAGAAAAGGUUGUGAUCUGUCACGAAGGGGACCCAGCCUGGCGCAGCGCUGUGCUCUCCAACCGAGAGGAGCUGCUGACCCUGAGACAUGUGGUAGAUGAAGGAGCAGAUGAAUAUAAAGUUAUCAUGCUCCACAAAAGCUACCUGAGCUUCAAGGUGAUCAAGGUCAACAAGGAGUGCGUCAGAGGGCUUUGGGCUGGGCAGCAGCAGGAACUGAUUUUCUUACGCAAUCGUAACCCGGAGAGAGGAAGCAUCCAGAACAAUAAACAGGUCUUGCGGAACUUAAUUAAUUCUUCGUGUGAUCAGCCACUGGGAUAUCCAAUGUAUGUUUCCCCUUUAACCACCUCGUACCUUGGGACACACAGCCAACUGAGGAACAUUUGGGGGGGACCUGUCAGUUUGGACAACAUUAAAAAGUGGUUCAAAUCCAAAUGGUUAAGAAUGCGGAAGGACUGCCACGCAGCAGCUCACCACGAGAGAGGUAACGUUGAAGAGGUGGAUAGUGGAGGGAUGUCUUCAUCUGGCAACCAUUCCACAGGCAAUUCAAGCCAGAGCAGUAGCUCACAGCCCACGAGAGAUGGAACCCCUCAGUUACAAGCUUCAUCUCAAGAGGUGCAUCAGCGGGCAGGCAGGAGAAAACCCAGGAGUCAGUCUGUCCAGGCACACAGUGCUUUAAACCAAAGGCCCCCAGCUUCAAGUCACUCUGGACCAAUUGUAGAAAGCCGCCAGCCUUUCAUCCAAACAUCUACAUCUGCUCACGAAAUUGCCCAAAGGCUUUCUAGUAGUCAGCUGUCAUUCCACAAUUCAGCAACAUCUGUGUUUUCCCAGUCCCCUGCUGUUCCUGUUGCUGGCCAGCUGACUGUGCAGGACCGAGCUGCAGCAAUGCUCAGGUCCAGUCUGGCCUCUUCCACCAGCUCAACUCUCAGCCUGCUGUUUGGCAAGCGAAGUUUUUCAAGUGCUUUGGUGAUUUCUGGGCUCUCAGCUGCAGAUGGAGGUAACACCAGUGACACCCAGUCAUCCAGCAGUAUGAAUAUUGCCAUGGGUCCUUCUGCUAGAGCAGCAAGUCAGGCAGCUCGGCAACACGCUGAGACCUGUGAAGCAACUGAUGCUGCAGAACCCAGACCCCAGCGAGAGGCAGGUCCGGUCCAUGCCGUAUUCAUGAGCCGGAACCUGGAGUGCAGAAGGGCCAGCCAAGAAGAUAUGGCCCUGGAAGACACUGCUUCUCAGCAAAGCCUGUCUGAGGAGCAGUAGGGAGCAUUCCCAGCACAAGGGCCACGCGCUUCUUAGGAUUAAAUAAGGACAGAGUUAGGUCAGGAAGCUGCACAUGGGUUUAGGUUCUUUCAAAUGUAAUAAGCAACCUUCAAAUGUUUAUUUUUCUAACUUCUACACGAGAAUACUACAGGGCAGAUGCUCUUCAGCUAAUGGCCUUCGCAUGGGUAGGGUUGGAAGAUAUCCUAAAAAACACACAGUGCCACUUCAUCUCAGGUUCUUGUAAAUCCUAGAACAAUGAAUACAACCUGUUUAACGUUCCUUCCCCUGGAACGGUUAGAAUCACAAAUGAAUACAGUAGGAAAUAUUAAUACAACUCAGUGAAAAGCACACAAGACAUCUCUUUCCUGCCAUAACUAAACAGCUGAUUGCAUGCAAACUAACUGAAAUUUGAUAUAUAACAUAUAGCAAAAGGCAACUAUGAACAGAAGCAAUGAAUACAGAAAAGGACAGUACAACGUGCUGUAACAUUAGAGCUAAAUCUGAUUUUUUUUUUUUCCAACAGCAAGCCUCUUAUUUUUCUUUAACCUGUUAUGCAGGUUCUAAUGCUGAAGAGCAACAUAGCAUCACAGACGUAUAUACUGCAUGCAGCCAUCCUGAAAUAGUGUGAACGAGCCAUGCUACACAGAUUAACAAAAGUCAAGUGUUAAGAAAAGAAAGUAUCCAGUGCAUGGAAAGUCUUCAAAGCAUAUGGUGCACCUUAUUUGCAAAGCAGCUUUGCAUAAAUUAGGUAUUAUCUCGUGUUCCUGUUUGAUUUACAGCAGUGUUUCUCAAAUUCCAAGCAAUGGUACCCUCAGGAGUUGCAAAAGGGCCCAGGGGAAUCCUUGAGGAGGACAGGAAAGUGCAAAGCAGGCUGUAAUUAUUGUCUGGAAGUGUUUGUGUUAGGAAGGGAACAGUUAAAUGCCUUUAAUUGCUGGACACAGCUCAGUGUCCAUAAACACUUGUAGCCAGUAAUUACAGAACCCUCCGAUUUCCCUCCCCCACAGAAGCUGAGCUGCUGCCAAUUUAAUAGUGGCAUAAAGAUAGAUAAUGCAAAAAGGGAGGCCAUGCUUUCACAAGGUUUGAGAAACACUGAUUUACAGGAAUGCAUGAGUAUUUUGGAAGGCAAAAGGCUACAACAAAUCCUUCCUCUACUACAGAGUCUAAACACACAUGGGUGUGGUGUUUUUUUUUUUUUUUUAAUUAAAAAAGAAUUGCAGCUAUCAGUGUCUUGCUGUUCCUCUUUACUGUAACUACCAUAGAUUGUUUCUAAAUCUCAACACGAUGACGUGCAGCCAGGCUGUCUUGUCCCAAUUAACAAGAGAGACUUAACAAGAGAUGCUGUAGCUAAGUAUCAUUACUGUUAGGCAAUACUCAGUUGCAUUCUGAUCUUCCUACUGUGCCACACUUCAGAUCUGAGUAGUAGAACUAAGUAACACCGAGUGAAAAUAAAAUGAUUCAAGUACGUUUUGUGUGA